Messenger RNA from Callithrix jacchus (white-tufted-ear marmoset), 9034 nucleotides. It is a transcript of the gene ZNF383, whose product is annotated as zinc finger protein 383. Gene Ontology annotation, molecular function: DNA-binding transcription factor activity, RNA polymerase II-specific; RNA polymerase II cis-regulatory region sequence-specific DNA binding. Lineage: Eukaryota; Metazoa; Chordata; Mammalia; Primates; Cebidae. Gene Ontology annotation, cellular component: transcription regulator complex; PcG protein complex; chromatin. Gene Ontology annotation, biological process: regulation of transcription by RNA polymerase II. The record is from RefSeq and is a predicted model, not a curated record.
CUCUGGAUAGUCGUGGUUAACAUAGAGUCAACAGUGACCUUGUUCUUAGAAUUUCUAUUCAAGAAAAUGAUGAGAAGUUUUGGAGUGGACAUAGAGAUCCCAGUAGUCACACUCUCUUUUUUUUUUUUUUCUGAGUCUUGUACUGUUGCCUAGGCUGGAGUGCGGUGGCAUGAUCUUGGCUCACUGCAGCCUCCAUGUCCUGAGUUCAAGCAAUUCUCCUGCCUCAACCUUCCAAGUUGCUGGGAAUACCGGUGCCCACCACCAUGCCCAGAUAAUUUUUGUAUUUUUUUUUUUUUUGGAGACGGAGUUUCGCUCUUGUUACCCAGACUGGAGUGCAAUGGCGCAAUCUCGGCUCCCUGCAACCUCCGCCUCCUGGGUUCAGGCAAUUCUUCUGCCUCAGCCUGCUGAGUAGCUGGGAUUACAGGCACGCACCACCAUGCCCAUCUAAUUUUUUGUAUUUUUAGUAGAGACGGGGUUUCACCAUGUUGACCAGGAUGGUCUUGAUCUCUUGACCUCGUGAUCCACCCGCCUCGGCCUCCCAAAGUGCUGAGAUUACAGGCGUGAGCCACCACACCUCGCCAAUUUUUGUAUUUUUAGUAGAGAUGAGGUUUCACCAUGUUGACCAGGCUGCUCUUGAACUCCUGACCUUGUGAUCCACCUGCCUCGGCCUCCCAAAGUGCUGGGAUUACAAGGCGUGAGCCACUGUACCUGGCCCCAUUAGUUUCUUUUACUUCUUUCUAUAAAAUAUUCACUUACUUUUCUUUUUUUUUAGAGACAGGGUUUCACCAUGUUGGUCAGGCUGGUCUUGAACUCCUGACUUCAGGUGAUCCGCCUUGGCCUCCCAAAGUGCUCGGAUUACAGGUGUGAGCCACCGUGUCCAGCCAAAAUAUUCACUUAUUAAUUUAGAAAAUAGAACAAUUUUCCCAGUGUAGUAAAGUUUUGCCUUUUUAAACGCACACACACUCUCCCUUCUCUGUCUCACACACAUCCACACACACUGAUUAUUUUAAAUAAUUUGGAAAAUAGGGAGUUACAAAGAGCAAAAGUAAAUCUACUACCCAGAAAUAACCUCUGUUAAUAUUUUGAUCUAUUUUCUUCUAGUAAGUUUCCUAUGCACGUAUAACAUACAUUACUUUCAAGAUUGGAAUCUUACAGCAUCCACCAUUUCAUAUCUUGUAUUUACACUACAAAUUAUGUAUAGUUGUUAUAUUUGUUUUUCUUUUCUUUUUGUUUGAGACUGGGUCUUGCUCUGUCAUCCAGGCUGGAGUGCAGUGGCAUGAUCUCGGCUCACUGCAACCUCCGCCUCCUGGUUCAAGCAGUUCCCUUGCAUCAGCCUCCAGAGUAGCUGGGACUACAGGCACAUGCCACCAUGCCCAUACCCAACUUUUUUUUUUUUUUCUUUUUUGUAUUUUAGUGGAAUUGGGGUUUCACCAUGUUGGCCAGGGUGGUCUUGAUCUUCUGACCUCGUAAAAUAUUUUAAACUGCCAUUGCAGUUCAUUCUUUUUUUUUUGAGACAGAGUUUCGCUUUUGUUGCCCAGGCUGGAGUGCAGUCGCGUGAUCUUGGCUCACCACAACCUCCAUGUCCUGGUUUCAAGCAGUUCUCCUGACUCAGCCUCCUGGAGUAGCUGGGAUUACAGGCAUGUGCCACCACACCCGGUUACUUAUAUAUUUUUAGUAGAGAUGGGGUUUCUCCAUGUUGAUCAGACUGAUCUUGAACUCCUGACCUCAGGUGAUCCGCCCGCCUGGGCCUCCCAAAGUGCUGGGAUUACAGGUGUGAGCCACCGCACCCGGCCACAAUUUAUUCUUUGAGCCACUGGGUAUUUAUGAAUACACUGCUUAAAUUCCUGACUUACUAUAAUAUCCUCAGGGUUUAAACAUGUUGUAGCAUGUGACAGGACUUACUUUUUUGUUGUUUAUUUGUUAUUUGUUUUAAUAUGCUUUAUUUUUUAGGGUACCUUUAGGUUCACAGUAAAAUUGAGCAGAAGGUACAGAGAUUUUCCAUAUUUCCCUACACAUGUAUGGUCUCCCCCAUCGUCAACAUCCCCCACCAGAGUGAUACUCUAUUACAACUAAUGAACCCACAUGGACACAUCAUUAUCACCCAGCGUCUGUAGUUUACAUUAGGGUUCACUCCUAGUGUUAUACAUCCAUGGGUUUGCAUAAAUGUAUAGUGACAUGUGCCUGCCAUUAUGAUGUCAUCCAUAUUGAUUCCAUUGCUCUAAAAAGCCUCUGUGACCUGACGGAUCAUCCCUCCCUUCCUGUCAAUUCCUAAUCUAAUCUUUUUAUUGUCUCCAUAGUUUUGCCUUUUCCAGAAUGUCGAAAUCAUACAGUAUGUAGUUUUUUGGAUUGGUUUCUUCCACUUAGUAAUGUGCAUUUAAGUUUCCCAAGCUGUUGAUCAUGAGGCUGAGUCCCUUUUUCUACUUCAUCAGGCAUGUAAGUUUCUAUUUUUUUUUUUUUUUUGAGACGGAGUUUCGCUCUUGUUACCCAGGCUGGAGUGCAAUGGCGCGAUCUCGGCUCACCGCAACCUCCGCCUCCUGGGUUCAGGCAAUUCUCCUGCCUCAGCCUCCUGAGUAGCUGGGAUUACAGGCACGCACCACCAUACCCAGCUAAUUUUUUGUAUUUUUAGUAGAGAUGGGGUUUCACCAUGUUGACCAAGAUGGUCCCCAUCUCUUGACUUCGUGAUACACCCGCCUCGGCCUCCCAAAGUGCUGGGAUUACAGGCUUGAGCCACCGCGCCUGGCCACAAGUUUCUAUUUUUAAUAUAGAUUUUAUUUUUUGUAACUCAGUUCACUUAUUGGACAAGAUUUGUGCUUUAAAUUUUUUCAUGAUCUGCAGUUUCAUUACAACUCAUUCCCCUGUUAUGAAGAUACAUUGACCUGGGUUAAUAAUACUUUUAAAUUUUGCUUAUUUAUUUAUUUAUUUUUUGAGAUGGAGUCUCACUCUGUUGCCAGGCUGGAAUGUAGUGGCGCAUCUCGGCUCACUGCAACCUCUGCCUCCUGGGUUCAAGUCGUUCUCCUGCCUCAGUCUCCCAAAUAGCUGGGACUACAGGUAUACACCACCAUACCAGCUAAUUUUUGUAUUUUUAGUGGAGACAGGGUUUCACCUUGUUGGCCAGGAUGGUCUCGGUCCGUUGUGAUCCACCCACCUCGGCCCUCCAAAGUGCGGGAAUUACAGGCAUGAGCCACUGCACCCGACCAGGAGAACGGCCCCAGGGAGGACUAACCAUCUGCAGUACUGAAAGCCAUGGCCGAGGGAUCAGUGAUGUUCAGUGAUGUGUCCAUAGACUUCUCUCAGGAGGAGUGGGACUGCCUGGACCCUGUUCAGAGGGCCUUAUACAGAGACGUGAUGCUGGAGAACUACAGCAAUCUGGUUUUGAUGGGACUUCAUACUCCUAAGCCUCAGGUGAUCUCCUUGUUGGAACAAGGGAAAGAGCCCUGGAUGGUUGGCAGAGAGCUUACAAGAGGCCUGUGUUCAGAUCUGGAAUCAAUGUGUGAAACCAAGUUAUUGUCUCUAAAGAAGGAAGUUUAUGAAAUACAGUUAUGUCAGAGGGAGAUAAUGGGACUUACAAAGUAUGGCCUUGAGUGCUCCAGCUUUGGAGAUGUUCUGGAAUAUAGAAGCCACCUUGCAAAACAACUGGGAUAUCAAAAUGGGCAUUUCAGUCAAGAAAUACUCACUCCUGAAUACGUGCCCACAUUUAUUCAACAGACGUUCCUUACUCUCCAUCAAAUAAUUAAUGAUGAACACAGACCCUAUGAAUGUAAGAAAUGUGGAAAGGCCUUUAGUCAGAACUCACAGUUUAUUCAACAUCAGAGAAUUCAUAUUGGCGAAAAAUCUUAUGAAUGUAAAGAGUGCGGGAAAUUCUUUAGUUGUGGUUCACAUGUUACUCGGCAUCUGAAAAUUCAUACUGGUGAAAAACCCUUUGAAUGUAAGGAAUGUGGAAAGGCCUUCAGUUGUAGCUCAUACCUUUCUCAACAUCAGAGAAUCCAUACCGGUAAGAAACCCUAUGAAUGUAAGGAAUGUGGGAAGGCCUUUAGUUAUUGCUCAAAUCUGAUUGACCAUCAGCGAAUUCACACCGGUGAAAAGCCUUAUGAAUGUAAAGUAUGUGGGAAAGCCUUUACUAAGAGCUCACAACUUUUUCAACAUGUGCGAAUUCAUACAGGUGAGAAACCCUAUGAAUGUAAGGAAUGUGGGAAAGCCUUUACCCAGAGCUCAAAGCUUGUUCAACAUCAGAGAAUUCAUACUGGUGAGAAACCCUAUGAGUGCAAGGAAUGUGGCAAAGCCUUCAGUAGUGGCUCAGCACUUACUAAUCAUCAAAGAAUCCACACUGGUGAGAAACCCUAUGAUUGUAAGGAAUGUGGGAAGGCUUUUACUCAGAGCUCACAGCUUCGUCAGCAUCAGAGAAUUCACGCUGGUGAGAAACCCUUUGAAUGUCUUGAAUGUGGGAAGGCCUUUACUCAGAACUCACAACUUUUCCAACAUCAGAGAAUCCAUACUGAUGAAAAACCGUAUGAAUGUAAUGAAUGUGGAAAGGCCUUUAAUAAAUGCUCAAACCUUACUCGACAUCUGAGAAUCCACAGUGGUGAAAAGCCCUUUAACUGUAAGGAAUGUGGGAAGGCUUUUAGUAGUGGCUCAGACCUCAUUCGCCAUCAGGGAAUUCAUGCUAAUGAAUAAUAAAAAUUAAAGCUCCUGUCACCUCCCUCAUAUUUUAAACCAAAAUUCACAUCUAAUAGUUCUCCUCUUUCAUAAUUUUUUAUAACUUUGUAUUUAAAUUUUGUAUUCAAAUGUAUCUCCAAGUUAUAAAUCCAGAGUCUGACCUGAGAUUCCCGCCCCCUGGCCCUCCAUCAUAUACCAAUGCCAGCUGUUCUACGGUUCUUUCUUUCAUUGUUUGGUUCUGCUUUCCUGGUGGUGCAUUAUACUCUUGUUUAUAUUUGCUUCGUUUUUAGGGCUGUCUUUUCUGAUCUGUGUAUUUGUUUUUGCACCAGUAUUGCACUGUUCGAAUUGUGUUACCUUUAAUAUUUUUAAAUUCCUUGUGAAUUAUAACUUUGUUUUUGAAGUCAGUGUUAAUCUUUUAUAAAUUUACACUUUUAGUUAUUCAGCCAAAAAUCACAAAAAAUUAACAAACUAAAAAGCAAAAAAUAAUCGUAAUCAUACUUCUAGAUGGCUACUCUCAAUUUGAUAGAGAAAACCCUGCUGUACUUUGCUUUUUAUGAAGUAUAAUUAUGGUAUGCGUGCUGUACCUUUCACUGCUUUUAUCAUGCCAACAAAUUCAUGAGUGCCAUUCAAUAAACAUAGAUGGUUAUUAUUUUCAUGGCAUAUCUAAUGACUUUAAAAUGACUAUUCGUGUUAUGGUUACCUCGAAAUUUUUGCAGCUAUUAAAGCUGACUUCCUUAUUAUGACCCAAAAUUUAUCUUUGGAUGCUUGUUUUUACUUUUAAAAACAUUUAUUUUAAUUGCUAAAAUUAUCCAAAUUUUCAUCUUGUGAACUGUUUUGUUCCUUUACAUCAAACCUAAUCCCAGUGCCACACUAGAAACUAAUCACUGUUAUGAAAGUGUUGUUUAUCAAUCCAGAUAUGAAAUGUUUUUAUUUUAAUUUUUUUGAAAUGGAGUCUCACUCUGUUGCCCAGGCUGGAAUGCUGUGGUGUGAUAUCGGCUCACCACAACCUCCAUCUCCCAGAUUCAACCAGUUUUCCUGCCUCAGCCUCUCAAGUAGCUGGGACUACAGGCGUGCACCAACAUACUUGGCUAAUUUUUGUAUUUUUAGUAGAGACAGUGUUUCACUAUGUUGGCCAAGCUGGUCUUGAACUCUUGACCUUGUCACCCACCUGUCUCGGCUUUCCAAAGUGCUGGGAUUACAGGUGUGAGCUACCGCACUGGCCUGAUUUUUUUUCUUAUAGAUGUUGGUGGUGUUUUAAAAAAUUGUGUCUAGGUAUAUAUAAUCAGGCUGUAUGUAUUGGUUUGCUGUGAGGAUUCAAUGAAUAAUAAAUGUAUAGUACUUCAAACUUUUAUUAGGUUUAGUAAAAGUUUUCCAUGAUUAUCAGUGAUAUGCUCAAUAUGAUAAGUUUCUUAACAUUUAUGGAAAUGAUUUUAACCAUGUCGUUUACUUUGGCAAAUUUAUAAUUCAUAGUGGAAAAAGAGAAGCAUUUGUAAUGAGUAUAACAAAGCCUUUCCCAUCAUUAUUAUUCAGCAUGGAAUUUUAAAAGGAAGAAAAAAGUAUGUGUGAAUAGUCUUUGUUCAGAUUUCAUCUUUUAUGCUACAUAAAGAAUACCAGUCUGAGGCCGGGCACAGUGGCUCACACCUGUACUAGUAGCACUUGGGAGGCCAAGGUAGGUGGAUCACUUGAGGUCAGGAGUUUGAGACCAGCCUGGCCAACAUGGUGGUGAAACCCCAUCUCCACUAAAACAAAAAAAUUAGCCAGGUGUGGUAUUGCAUGCAUAUAAUCCUAGCUACUCGGGAGGCUGAGGUGGGAGGAUUGCUUGAACCUGGGAGGCGGAAGUUACAGUGAGCUGAGAUCAUGCCACUGCACACUCCAGACUGGGUGACAGAGUGAGACUGUGUCUCAAAAAAAAAAAAAAAUACCAAUCUGAAACCCUGUAAAUAUGAUGCAUAGUGGAAAGCACAGCUCUCAAAAAACCAGGAAGAGAUUAUAACAGUUUUUCUAAUAUUUCCCCCCCAAAAAGCAGAAAACAUACUGGCUGCAUUAUUUGACCAGAAGAAGCAGUGCAAUAGGAUAGUCAUCAAAUAUAUGAUUAUUAAUUCAAUAUUCCCUCUUAACUAACCUGGGUUAAGGAAUAAAUCCCUAAUAUAUACAUUAUUUUUCAUUUUUUAUUUUUUUUGAGAGGGAAUCUUGCUCUGUCUCUCAGGCUGGAGUGCAGUGGUGCAAUCUUGGCUCACUGCAACCUCCGCCUCCUGGGUUCAAGCAGUUCUCCUGCCUCAGCCCCCCGAAUAGCUGGGAUUACAGGCACCUGCCACCACGCUAGACUAAUUUUUGUAUUUUAGUAGAAAUGGUGUUUCAAUAGGUCAAGCUGGUCUUGAACCCCUCCUGACCUCAAAUGGUCUGCUCACCACGGCCUCCCAAAGUGCUGGGAUUACAGGCGUGAGCCACCAUGCCCGGCCCCUAAUAUAUACAUUACUUAAAGAUACAUGAAAAUGAAAACAAUUGAAAAGUUGUCUUGGAAGUUUUAUUACCUAAUAUCCACCCAUAUAUUGUAAUACCAGGAAGAGUAAAUAAAAUAUAAAACCCAGGGAACUAAAACAAGCUGAAAUGAAUUGUGGGACAAGGAGGUAUUAUUAUUUUAUUUUUUUUGAGACUGAGUCUCUCUCUUGUUGCCCAGGCUGGAGUGCAGUGGCAUGAUCUCGGCUCACUGCAACCUCCACCUCCAGAGUUCAAGUGAUUCUUCUGCCUCAGCCUCCCAAUUGGUUAGGAUUAAAGGCAUGCACCACCACGCCCAGCUAGGUAUUAUUUUAAAAGGCAGAAAUAACUGAAAGAAAAAAACUGGAUCUAAAUAAAAUACAAAAUUUGAUAUUUGAUGGAAGAGAAAAAAAAGGAGACAAACUUUAGUGAUUCCAGAGGUAAAAUAAGAAUGACGAAUAAUAUUGUAAAUGAGAAAUUGAAAUGACUCUCAUAUAUAUAUAUAUAUAUAUAUAUAUAUAUAUAUAUAUAUACUUUUUUUUUUUUUUUUGAGACAGAGCCUCAUUCUGUCGCCCAUGCUGGAGUGCAGUGGCAUGAUCUCUCCUCAUUGCAACCUCUCACUCCCGGGUUCAAGCAAUUAUCUUGCCUCAGCCUCCUGAGUAGCUUCUAUUACAGGCAUGCACCACCAUGCCCAGCUAAUUUUUUUGUAUUCUUAGUAGAGAUGAGGUUUUUUUCAUAUUGGCCAGGCUAGUCUUGAACUCCCGACCUCAGGUGAUCCGCCUGCCUCGGCAUCCCAAGCUGUUGGUAUGACAGGUGUGAGCCAUCACACCUGCCCAAAAGACUAUGUAUUAAAACUUAAGAGAACUGUCAUUUGGGGUGUUGAAAAUGUGGAAUGGGUAGAAAUUGUUUUGUUCAUAUACUACAGACCACUCAACUGUACACUUUAAAAGGGUAAAUAUUACGCUGUGUGAAUUUUAUCUCAAUUUUAAAACUUAAGGCUGGGUGCAGUGGCUCAUGCCUGUAAUCCCAGCACUUUGGGAGGCUGAGGAUGGAGAGUGGCUUGAGGCUGGGAGUUCAAGAACAGAUUAGGUAACAUAGUGAGACUCCCUCCCCUCAUCUCCACAAAAAAGAAAUUUAAAGACAACAAACUUAAAAGUUGGUAUUAUAGAUACUUUUAUAACAUAUCUGAAAAUCUGGAAAAAUCUGUGAUUUUUAAUAACUUGAUAUCAGAAUUAACUGGAGGUGUCAAAUCUUAAUACACCUCCCUCCACAAUAAACUUUAAAAAAUAAGACCAUAAAAUUUUUCAGAAAACAUUUGAAAUGUCAAAUCGCUACACUAAAAAAUACACCAAGGUAGGCAUUUUUAUAAGUGAAAUUUAUGAAAUGUUUUGGGAACUCUUCCAGGACACAGACUGAGAUAGCAAAUUAUCUAUUUUUAUGAAUUUGUCACAAUCCUGAUGUUAAAACCUACUGGAAGAACCCAAAACAAUUUGUCCAGAAUCACUUAUGAAAAUAUGGGGUUCUAAAUUAGCAAAUUAAAUCUAGUAACCCAUUGAAAGUAAAUAUUUGUCACAUUCUGAAUUUAGGAACAAAACAAUUCUGAUAAAUCUUUUCCAAACUUGUUACGUAUUUUCUGAAACUUGAAAAUCAAAUUGAUUUAGAUAACAUAGUAUUCCUUAAUGUCUGAACUCAGGAACCAAAUAGAUGUGGAUAGCAAGGCAUUGUUGGAAUACUACACUAGGUAAUUCACAUGAAAUUGCUAGAGUUCAAAUACCUAAAAUACUGUUAAUGAAAAUAUAUUGUCUAACCUCAACAUUUUCUAGAUUAACCUUUUUUUUUUUUUUUUUUUUAGCAGUAUUUGACAGGAUGGGAUAUAUUUUAAAAAUAAACUCGGGUUAUUGUCCUA